Messenger RNA from Pocillopora verrucosa, 2035 nucleotides. RefSeq lists its product as uncharacterized. The record is from RefSeq and is a predicted model, not a curated record. Gene Ontology annotation, molecular function: lipid binding. Gene Ontology annotation, biological process: eisosome assembly; endocytosis. Gene Ontology annotation, cellular component: plasma membrane; eisosome filament. Lineage: Eukaryota; Metazoa; Cnidaria; Anthozoa; Scleractinia; Pocilloporidae.
CAUCUCUUGUAAAUCACUUAUUGCGAAGGGUUCUUCAAACAAUCGGAGAGUAUUUAAGUAUAUUUGCGCUCGAUCGUAUUUCCAUUCAAGGUACAGCGAUGGCAAGGAUCUUUCGUCGAGCUGCGAAUAAGGUUAUAAACUCCAGGGAUGGUCACGGCUCUCUUGGUCUACUCAUCUUCGACGAAAAAGUUGUGUACGAGAGUUUCCAAAAGCUGAUCAUUGCAAAAGCGGACGCAUCCUUAGGUAUGUUAAAAUGGGCCAAGAAUGAAGAGAAUCUCGCUCUGCAGGAUGUGUUCAGCAAAGUGUUUGAGGUGUCCACAAUGUGGACAACAGUUAUGAAGGAUUUUACCGAAGAGUAUCACAAAUAUCGCAAAAGUUUCAAGGAAAUUCUUCAGCAAGAGAAAGUUCUGAAUGAAUCAAGAAAGAGGGAGGCAGUUCAUGUAACAAAGAUGAACAAAAUUCAAAAGCAGCUGGAUCAAAACAGAAAGAAAUCUGAUGGAGCCAGACCAAGAACAAUAUCCAAUGAAAUGGUUGAGCAGAUCAUUUCACAAGCUGAGCAGGAGCAAGCUGAACUUGAAGUGAAAACAACCAAGCACGAGAUCUUUAAGGCUCGUAAAUUGAGGGAGUCAUUGAACAAGAUUUCAGAUGGGCUUCAGCAAUGGGCAUCCAAGACAAAAUCAGUUGCAGAGACAUACAAGAAACUUGCUGAUCUUAUCACAGAUACUCCAACUCAACUCUCAGAAAGCAAAGUUUUUCAUGGAGCUGGGCAAUCAAGAAGCAUUGUAAAUGAUCUCGCUCGACAAAUUUCUAUUGAUCCUGAAAUUUCUGCCCAGUUGGCAACAAUGUCACAGUCUACCCACUCUUAUCUGUAUGCCGUGUCUGGGCCUGUGAAGCAAGACAGACAUUAUGCAGAAUUAAAUGCUGCAAUAGACCAGAAGCCGUCAAAAAUGCCUCAUCAGCAUCUACGAAUCAAGGACAGUCUUGUGGACCAACAUGCAAGGAGGCCGUUGUCACUGAAUGACCUGAGGCCACCACCAACCUCACCCCCACCCCCUCUGCCAAAAAAUGCAAAGCCAGUUGUUUUUAGAACAAAUUCAGCAAAGGAAAGCAUAGUACGGAAAACUAAGAUGAAUUCCAAACAGUCAACUGGAAAAAUCUGGUAUGCAAGGACCACCAUCUCAAGCACUUCAGAUUCUGACAGUGAUGGAUACACGGAACCUGUUACAGAUGCUUCGUUCUUUGAAAGAAGGAAAAACAUGCUUUGCAAAGUACUAAGUGAUGGUGCUAUAGACCAGGUGGGGGUUCACACUUAUGCUAGUAGAGAAACUGGCUAUGCAUCAACUAGCACAAAUUUUUACCAUCAACUGGAAAAAAGACCCUCAGGAGAGGACAAGGUUAUUGAAGAAAAUGAACCUGCGAGCUACGUUGAUCUGAUUAAUAAUUAACAACUAUUCACCAAAGUGGAGGUAGCUAGUGUUGGAUAUUUACUAAGCAGAAAAAGGGAGAGGUAAAUAUUCAAUGCUAGUCACAGAUGCUGAGGUGAAUAGUUGUUUUUUUUGUAUGUGCUAAUUAAAAAUAGUGGGAUGACAUAGCCCAAAAUGAUGAUUUUAACUCAUUUAUUCUUACAACAAUUUCAAUAUUCUUGGGUGUAAAUCCUGCUUGCAUGCUUUGAGGUAAAUACCAAAGUAUAUUCAGAGUCUUAGUAGUCCAUCAGAGCAUGCCUUCAAUGCCAUCCACAAUUCUAGUAUACACUUAUUACAGAUAACCGUUAUACACAUUAGUGUUGCAAAUUAUAUUUUAAUAGUGAAUUUAAAUUGUACAUCAACUUUUUAUUUACUAACUAAAGAAAAUCGAUAUUAUCUAUUUCAACUACCAGGUUUUCUGCUAUUUUAAUAGUCAACAAGUUCCAAAUUAUGGUUUUAGUUUUGUAAUUUAAGAUUAAUUUUGAUUCAUUUUUCUGGAAAUUUGUAAAAUUCAUGAAUCGUUACUGACUUAGAGCAGUUCCAGCAAACAAUGGACCAAAUUAACCUUUGUA